GGUACCACUACCAGUAACAGCAGUGCCAUCACCAUGUGGUACUACUGCUGGCCACACAGUGUGUACCACCUCAUCAGAUGGUUCCCCAAGACAAACAGGCUCAAGAUUCGUAUUGUGGUGACCAUCUUCACCUGUGCCCUGUUGGUUCCACAGUUCUUUGUUCUGACCAGAGAUCAGAGCACUCGAUACUGCGGGCAGCAGCUGUUUGACCUACUGGUGGCCUCCAUUGUUUUCACCUUCUGUAUGAUUGGCUUUACGUUCCUGUUUGCGCUGAUGGAUCCAGUACCGCGGGAAGUCAAACUGGCCUUCCACGUCUUCGGCCUGGCGGCUUUUGUAUUGGGUGUAAUCUACACAAUACAGACUGCUACGGGGGAGGAAUGCAGAAACAACACCCCUGAGUUGUACUAUCUGUCCCUGGCAUUCACAAUCAUGGCAAUGAUCACCACAGCGUUCCUCCUGGUGAUGAUCCCGUUUUGGCUGAUGAACCAUGUCUGGGACCGGUCAGUGCUGGAUUACAGAGAGCGGUCGGGGCUGUGUUACGAGCCUGUCAUGUGCUGUUCCUGCGUCUGGCACGUGUAAUCUGAUCUUGGGAUAUUCAUGGUGACAAUAUGUGCUGUCCCUCAAAGGGGGAGGGGGACAUCAAUGUGUUAAACCAACCAAGCUUAGCUUGAUUUCAUCAAUGAAAUCUACCAAUGAGAGAAUUUGUAUGUGUGCCUUAGGCCACACCAAUUUAAUUUCUUGGUCAACGGAUUUGCCUGCUUCAUUUUUUU
Messenger RNA from Branchiostoma belcheri (Belcher's lancelet), 770 nucleotides. RefSeq lists its product as uncharacterized. Bases 34 to 579 code for a protein of 181 amino acids. The transcript has 6 exons. Lineage: Eukaryota; Metazoa; Chordata; Leptocardii; Amphioxiformes; Branchiostomatidae. The record is from RefSeq and is a predicted model, not a curated record.